AUGCAAAAACGAAAUACUUCUGUGAACCAUGGAAAUGCAAAAAUGCAAAAAGAAUCACGAGUGGACUGCAGAAAUGCAAAAAAAAGGGGAAAGAGUAAAUCGUGGACUGCAGAAAUGCAAAAAAAAGGGAAAAGCGUAAAUCGUGGACUGCAGAAAUGCAAAAAAAAGGGGAAAGCUGCCAAAGCGAAAUCGGAUAUCACUCGGACAGUCGGUUGUCUCAUACGAAAUUUCGAAUUUAGCGAAAAGUGGCAAGCGCGCGAUAUUGGGAAAAUUCCUGCUUCGGCUGAAGUGUCACUUGUGAUUUUGAUAACAAUAAUGAGGCGAAGUGAUCCACUCGUCGAAUGCGGAACAAACGGUUUUAAUGUGAAACUUCCGAUGGAUGAAGCAUUCAGUGGGCACGUGUUUAUUAGGGGACAUUAUGGACAUUCCAACUGUCAUAAAGAUUAUCGUCUCAUGUCUGUUAUGGAACCAGCAAUGUAUGUUUCAUUCGAUUCAUGUGGAAUGCGAAGAAAACGCCAGGCAAAUCCACGUGGCUUAAGUGUGAGCUCGACAAUCGUAGUAGCAUUCCAUCCUAAAUUUAUUACUUUUAAUGACCGAGCUUAUCAGAUUGAAUGUUUCUAUUUGGAGGAAAAUCAUCUUGUUCAAUCAGAUGUUUUUGUCAGUCCUCUGGAAACUACACAGCUUGUAAUACAGCAAAAAAUGCCCAUCUGUAGAUACGUCGUACUUGAAGGUGGACCAAAAGGCAACUCAAUAAAAUCACUUAAUCUAGGAGAUAUUAUUUAUCAUAAAUGGUCAUGUGAGGUUGAUGAAAAAGCAGUUUAUUGCAUGCAUUUGCAUUCAUGCACAGCAGAUGAUGGCGAAGGUUUUAUUCAAGCCAUCGUGGAUGCUGAUGGGCAAAUUGAAUAUUCAAAUGAUUUGGCUGCAGGUGUAUUAAUGAAAGCAUUUAAAUUUGCCGACAAAGCAAGCGUCUCUUUUCAAUGUCAAGUUGGAUUGAGCCUCAAGGAAAAAUACCCAAAGAGUGUUUGUCCAAAGCCAAAUUGUAAAUCUCGAAUUCGCCGUUCAUAUGAUCAGCCAGAUUUUUAUAUUGACAUCGAUUCGAAUCGAUUAUCAGUAUCAGAAUUAAAUCUUCAGCCAAUAAAAAAAUGUAGUGAAUUAGAUCUCACUAAAUAA
This is a messenger RNA of Dracunculus medinensis (Guinea worm), 1170 nucleotides long. Lineage: Eukaryota; Metazoa; Nematoda; Chromadorea; Rhabditida; Dracunculidae. The record is from the annotation of a GenBank genome assembly.